UAAAUAAAAGCCCACAUUUGCCCCUUGAUCCGCUACUCUGUCACAUUUUUCACAGGUCCUUGUAUUUGAAUUCUCAAAUCCAUAAAUCAUAAUUAUCAUUAUUCAUUAUUCGUAUCAACUUGAUCAUAACUCCAACUCAAGAUAUACUGGAUGGGGUCUAAUGACGGGGUUCGGUUCGAGGAUCAAACUGCUGUUACUGAGAGAAAUGAUGUGCAAGAAUCACUAGUGGAAAUCAAGAAAGAGGUGGAGGGUAAAAAAAAUUCUGGUGAAGAAGGAUAUUCGGAGAAUGUGAAAAAGCCUAAGAACAGAAAGAUGUCCAAGGAUGAUACUGAAGUGAAAGGAUCAUCUGUGUCGACCAACAAGGCAAGAGCAAGACUCACACAGAGUCGAUCCUUCACUGCGAAUGGACUUAGUAAACAAGGCAUGAGUACUAGCAUUGACGCGAAACCUCUGAGAUCCAAUGCCAGGAAAUCUCAAACAAAUGGGCUAAAAGUUGAGGCUACUUCAGUUACUCGUGUGAAUUCUGCAAGCAGGCGAGCAUCCACGGGCACAAAUGGUGGUGGGGAUUCUGUUAGGCGGAGUACUUUAGCGUCCUUGCCCAAUUCCCGAAAGAAUGUCUCUACAAAUGGAACUCCAAAAUGCCCUCCAUCUGAAGGCUCCCUCCCUGCUGAUCAACAACCAAGACCUACUAAAACUGUUGUUCUGUCUACUGAGGAUGAUGAAUCCCGUUCCACGACUUCAUCGAUUCUGACUCCUCGCGGAACUAGCAGGAGCAGUGCAUCUGGAUUCUGCUUCCGUUUGGAUGAGCGUGCUGAAAAGCGAAGAGAGUUUUAUUCAAAGAUUGAAGAGAAGAUACAUGCAAAGGAAGUGGAAAAGAGCACCUUGCAAGAAAAAUCCAAGGAGAGCCAGGAGGCAGAAAUCAAAAAAUUCAGGAAGGGCUUGACGUUUAAAGCGACUCCUAUGCCAAGUUUCUAUAAAGAACCUCCUCCCAAAGUUGAACUGAAGAAGACGCCUACAACACGGCCUAUAUCUCCAAAGCUUGGGAGGAACAAAAGCAUCAAUGGUCGACUAACCAACUCCGUCGAGCUAAGUGGUUCAAGCCUUAGUCACAGAGAACAGGACAGGUCACCGAAAAUUAGCCAGGCAAAAAAAGAUGUCUCUGUAACAAAAAAAGUGCUUAGAAAAUCCCUGUCUAGUCUUCCGGUUUCUAAAACUGGGGGAAAGCCUGAAAAAUUCAGACAGAAGCCUACAGAAGACGGGAAUGAGAAGGAUCAGGCAGAAGAUCUCGAAAAGAAGUCUGGCCAGGACAGUGACUCUUGUGUGAAGCCCUCUAAUCCAGAGAUGAUUCCGCAUGCAGAAAUAACAGUUGAUUGUUAAGAAAACAUGGUUUGUAUAUCAAAACUUGUACCUUGUAGUUUUUUCAGAAGUUUAUGUCCAGUUCUUUGUGCAUAUUUCUGUUGACAAAUUGUUUGUGAAAGCUAUGUGAUCAUGUCUGCACAGUUCUUGUGAAAUAUUGCACGUGUUCUUUACUA
Molecule: messenger RNA, 1532 nt
Organism: Daucus carota subsp. sativus
Lineage: Eukaryota; Viridiplantae; Streptophyta; Magnoliopsida; Apiales; Apiaceae
Product: protein WVD2-like 4
Exons: 8
Coding region: 151-1377 (408 amino acids)
Molecular function (GO): microtubule binding
Source: RefSeq, a predicted model, not a curated record